Molecule: messenger RNA, 964 nt
Organism: Daphnia magna
Lineage: Eukaryota; Metazoa; Arthropoda; Branchiopoda; Diplostraca; Daphniidae
Product: innexin inx3-like
Exons: 4
Coding region: 1-771 (256 amino acids)
Biological process (GO): phototransduction
Cellular component (GO): plasma membrane; gap junction
Molecular function (GO): gap junction channel activity
Source: RefSeq, a predicted model, not a curated record
AUGUCUGGAAUGUUGACAUGUCAGUCGCCCGCCUUUUUGAGUGUUUUUGCCACCUUGCUCAAAGUGACAUUGUUGCAAGACAAACCGGUGGUUGACAACGCCAUUUUCCGACUGCAUUAUCGAUUCACGUGCGUCUUCUUCCUCGCUGCCAGCGUCCUGGUCACGGCCAUCGACUUGUUCGGCAAACCCAUCGAUUGCAUUGGCGACGUGUUUCCACAGAGGCGCGGUCUCAACACUUACUGCUGGAUCCAGCACACGUUCACCGUCCCAUUUGAGAGCCAUCAAAUUCAUCCGUGCGUCGGGCCGCCAUCGAGUGAGAAGCGCUACCACAGCUACUACCAAUGGGUGCCGUUCGUCUUGUUCUUCCAGGGCCUGCUUUUUUACCUACCGCACUGGAUCUGGAAGCAGCACGAGAGAACGGCAUCUUACCUCAACGAAACGAUGGGGACGCACGGCUACUUGGGCGUGGCCUACGUCACUUGCGAGCUCUUUAAUUUGGUCAACGCUAUCGGCAACAUCUACUUGAUCGACCUGUUCCUCGGUGGCUACUUCUUCGAUUACGGAUGGCAGAUUCUUCAACGCGUGCAGCGACACGACGCUCUCUGCAUCCUACCCGUCAACGUGCUCAACGAGAAGAUUUACAUUUUCGCUUGGUUCUGGCUGGUCUUCCUGGCCGUCGUUUCCCCUUUUCGCCCUGCUCUACCGCUUGCUUGUCAUGACGUCGCCCGCCGUCCGCCAUCUUGUUUUCAAACGAAUCGGUUCGACCACUAGCGAUCCGCAAUCGAUGGCCAUCCUGAGUCGACGGCUUGCCUAUCCCGAUUGUUAUUUGGUCUUCCUGCUGGGCAAGAAUUUGCAAGAUGUGGCGUAUCGUGAUUUGUUGGACGAUUUGGCCCAUCACCUCGAUCAUUCCCAUCUCAAUUGUUAAAUGUUUUAAGAGUUCUUAAAUCAAAUGCUUUCGACUACU